Molecule: messenger RNA, 2338 nt
Organism: Eleginops maclovinus (Patagonian blennie)
Lineage: Eukaryota; Metazoa; Chordata; Actinopteri; Perciformes; Eleginopidae
Gene: tmem216
Product: transmembrane protein 216
Exons: 5
Coding region: 69-485 (138 amino acids)
Biological process (GO): non-motile cilium assembly
Cellular component (GO): ciliary transition zone
Source: RefSeq, a predicted model, not a curated record
UGCUGCGGGUUGAACCUAACCCCGAAGAAAGGGCUCUUCCGCCCAAGCUGUUUCCAUGGCAAUCAAACAUGGCGCCGGGGAGCCAACCAAUUCUGUCGUCCACUCCUCUGCAGGUCCUCCUCUACCUGAACGUCUGGUACUUUGCGGCCUUCUACCUGGCAGAGAUCCUGAUGUUCAUCUAUAAAGGGAUCAUGCUGCCCUACCCGUCUGAUAACCUGGUUCUGGACGUGGUGCUGCUGCUGCUGUUCCUCGGCCUGGAGACCCUCAGGAUCUUUUACGGGUGGAAGGGGAACCUGUGUGAGCGCUCUCUGGCGUCGUGUGCGUCGCUCUUCAUCCUGCUUCCCUGCGCGGCGCUGGCCGUUUACUACCUGCUGCUGCAGACCUUCGUCCUGCGGCUGGAGUUCCUCCUCAGCGCCGUGCUGCUCGUCUUCUACGCCCUCGAGUUCCUGCUCGGACUCCUCUCCUUAUCCUCCUUCUCCAGGUGACCAAAUCAUCUCAAAUCGGGUGGGGGGGUCUCAGUAUAUAAAAAAGUAGGGCUGUUUUCGACUAAGGAUUUUCAUAGUCGAAUCUGAUUCGUCAGAUUUUGCCGUAGUCGACUGAUAGUCCAACCUUUUUUUUUUUCAGAUAGCAGCUAGAUCUUUAUAUUUUUCCGUUUCAAACAAAAGAGCUCAAAAAACAUGGUAGGUGUGAAACAAAUACCUUUAUUUAUUUAAAGCCAGAUAAGUUAAGAGUUAAGAACCUAUUUCUUGGCUUUCAAUUCACCGUUUACACUCGGGAAUCGGGAUAAAAUAAAUAAAUAAUUAAACUUAUCGCAACAGCCUGGAACUAGUGCAAAAUGACAUAACACUUCUUUCCAGCCCUGGCCCUUUAAGCUCCCAUCGCCUGUCCAUCUCCUCGGACAGCGUAGUCUUGAGGAUCUUUGUGGUUCGACUGUCGUCCGCAUGCACCACCAAGUCUUUUUUUAAUAUUCAUAAGCAUGGGGACAGUGGCAGACAGGGAUGCAUUAUUUUCUUGGGACAAAAGCUCUGUCAGAGUGAUCAUUGGUUUGAGAACAGCGACAAUGUCCUCUGCUGUGCGCCACUGUGAUGUGGAUAGCUCCAGGUCACGAUCGGACCGUUUGCUCACACUGUCAUCUGUGAGCACGUCUGAAACUGGCCCCUUCUGUUCGAUCAAGCGAUCGAGCAUCAAAUAAACAGAGUUCCAACGGGUGACAACAUCCUGCAUCAGUUUAUGCUGAGGAACGUUCUGUUGUUUCUGUUUAUCUUGAAGUGCUGUGGUGGCCUUUGCGCUUUUUUUUAAAUGAGAAACCAAGCGCCUUGCAGCAGCAACAGUGCGGCAAAUGGGGUCCUGCUUCAGAGCGCUGUUUAUGCAGAGUUGUAAUGUGUGGCCCGCGCAGCGCACCCCUUUCAUAUUUCCCCAGGAGGGCUGCUGGACCAACUGGUUGGUGCACGCAACCAUGGUUGGUGCAUGCAACCAUGUUUGCUGCGUUGUCAUGCACCACAGAAACAAUCUUGGUACUUGGAAUGUCCCACUCGCAAAUUAUCUCCGUCAGUUCUCGUGCAAUGUGAUCGGCUGUGUGACUGUCCUCCAUUUUUUUUGUUUCUAAAACAAAACUCUCCAGUCACCAGUCUCCAGUGAUGAAAUGUGAUGUGACUGUGAGAUAAGCCUCCAUCUGAAGCGAGGUCCAUCAGUUGUGAAACUGACAGCUUCACAGUCCUGUAUUGCCCUGUAUAUCUCUGACCGUGUCGACAGAUAUUUUGUGUGCACGAUAUCCAUCACCGUAGCUCUUGUAGGGACGGUGUAGCCUGGCUCAAGUGUGCGCAAGAAUUCUUUAAAUCCCCCACCCUCAACAAUGCGCACAGGCCUCAUAGCAAGUGCCACAAACUCCGCAAUCUGUUCAGUAAUUUCCCUUUUUCUCUUCUCUGAAAGUGGUGGUCUCAAAUCAAGUUUUUUUUUGCGUUAAUCUCGGGGCCGCCGCUGAUGCAGACGUGCCGGCUGAGUUGUCGUCAUGACACUCCGGGUGUAACUGUAAAUGAUAGAAUAAUAUAACAAUAAUACUUUAAUGCCUGUAUUGAUAAAAGAGUGGUAGAACUGUUUGUUUGUUUGUAAAGUUAACAAGCCUUACCCGCUUCAAAUGGUAUGCCAUGUUGGUUGUCGUCGUGUGAUAUGCAAGAACCUGCUCACACAACUUACACUUCACUUUCUUCGGGUCAUCUUUAACCUUUUCAAAAUAGUUCCACACAUUUGAUGUCUCUUUAGUAGCCAUAGUGAGCCAAUAAAACGGUCCUGUGUGCUGCUCACCUGCGCUCAUUUGGAUUGCGCAACUGCAGUGGGUGUG